AGCAUACAAUCAAUACAAUUCUUAACGUUAACAUUACCAAUUAUUUGUGUUAAGUAUUAGUAAAAUCGUUAUUCUUUAAAGCAUUUUGCUAAUUUUAUAAAAGAAAUUUAAAACAAAAAGACAAUUAGUUGUUAGAAUGAAAAACCGGUUUGUCAAUAUGUGGACAUGGAGACUCCUACUGUUAGGUGCAUUAUGGGAGUACACCGGUGCCACUUCGUGCACGGACCUCACCAAAAAAACCUGCACGCCGACUCUACAGGUGACUGGCACGUGCACUAACUCGGUGUGUGACUGCAAGAGUGGUUUGGUGUCAACACGGACAGGAUGCAGCGGCGUGGUUCAACCUAAGAUAGGUAUUGUUCCUCAUGACGGAACUAAUUAUGCAGCUUCAAGUAUAGGAAGCGGAGAAGUUUACGUUGGGAAAGACAUCAAACUUGUAUGUAACCCAAACUAUGGGAACGGAGUUUAUGCCUGGACACAUAACAACAAUCCAGUGCCAAAUGAAGCCAACAGGGAACUGAUUUUGACGAGUGUAACGGCGACCAUGACAGGCAAUUACAGGUGUCAAAUUAGAUUUCCCACUGGAGACUUCGAGACAGCCCUCAGCGAAUCAGUGCUCAUAAAGGUCAUAGAUGGUCUUAGUGGAAACAACUUUGCGAUUCUGCCUCAGGUUGUUGGUAUGCCUGCACGUGCUUUCUCUAGCGCUACAUUCACUCUGAAGUGUGUUACUAUCCCAUCUGGACUGCUCUUGACAUACCAAUGGGUUGUAGGUGGAACGGACAGUUCGGGGGCAACAAGUGAUACUUUUCCUGUGACACAGCCUGGGUCAUCUACAACUUACAGUUGCCGGGUUGGCACAACAGACAAUAUAACGCCUGCGACAGGAAUUCCAGCAACCAGUGCCGUUGUCAAUUCACCUUCCACAGUCAGCUUGAUCUCUGGAGUCUUCCUGUCCAGUGUCGACCCUGCUAAUCUUCCAGCAGACCCGAAUGGACCCAGACCUGAUGUCCCUCCCGUAAUCUCUGCUGAAGUAGGCGGUGCCGUACAAGUCUAUUGUGCGGUAAAUGACACUGACAUUGCUAUAAGCACAGCUACUUACGUGUGGCAAAAAGAUGGGGGAACUAUUACCGGGUCCGGUAAUUCAUACUCUAAAUCAAAUCUCGUUGCCGGAGACACCGGAAGCUACACAUGCGUUGCCACUGUGGGCGGAACACCUUAUACUUCAAGAGCAGUGCGGCUUAAUGUUGAGAGCAAGAUAAUUGACUCCGUUGAUCUUGUCGUGAUACCAACAACUCCUGUACUCACGGGUUACGCCGUCCUUGACUGUCAAGUAAAGAUCGCAGACUUACGCCGGGUGAACUACACCUGGACAAAGAACAGCAUUACAAUGCCCAACAUCACCGACAGAGCAUUGCAGAUUAAUAAUUUGGUUGCCUCAGACAAUACAGCGUAUGCAUGUACUGCUAGUGUUGGCUUGGAUUCAGCUUCAGAUUCAAUUACUUUAUCAGCACCUGCUUUAGGAAGUGCAACACCUGCGGUUACAUCUAAAAGUACUAUUUUUGGUGUUGGAAACAAAUACACUCUGACAUGUGGAGAAGACUACACUAUCCCUGGCCUGACUUACAGAUGGUAUGAAGAUGACAACAUAGUGUCAGGCCAAACCUCAAAGACCUAUGAGCUAACUGUGAAAGCAGGAACGAAAGUCUACAAAUGUGACAUCGCUCUUGGUACCACCAUAUCAUCUAAAAGCACCCCAGGCCUCACUGUUGCUGCCAACCCUUUUUCAGCCGUUAAUAUCAACGUGGGCACCAUUAAACUUGAUACAACAUACCAACCGCUCACUGCUACUAGUGUCACACUGACCUGCGUGGCCACAAUGGCAGCUGGUGCUACUGGUACAGUCACCUACUCAUGGACAAAAGACAGCGGAGCGACAGGUUCAGGAACUUCGACCUUGACUUUCACGGCUGGGGCUGCUACUAAUGGGGCUUAUAAAUGCAAAGCUACACUGGAUAGUGGGAAUUUAGAAUCCCCAGAAGUGACUGUUACAGCCGCAGCGAGUUUAUCAGCACCUACAAUCGGCACAACAGCUGACAGGUACUCAGGCGAUCAAAAAUCCUACAGUGAGGGAGCUGACUAUGAACUAACAUGUGAAUCUUCAUCGUACAGCCCUGAUAUGCAGUUUGUCUGGACGAAGGACACUGUCAAUGUUGGUACCAGCAGAGUCUAUAAGAUAACAAAUGCUAACAAAGUGUCAUCUGGUGGAAGCUUUACAUGUUCUGUCACACUGGGGACUUCAACAGUAACAAGUGCUGCAGUGACCAUAACUAUUGGAGAAAAAGGUAAACCUUGUGAAUUUGUUAAUGACUGUGAUGGUGACCAGUAUGAUGAUGUGUGUUUGAGCAACCGCUGUGUUUGUGCCACUGGCUAUGCACUUACCGGAAACACUUGUUCUGGACAAGGAAUAGUGACCAUCUCAAUGCUGCUGCUUGUAUUGUGUGGGCUCAUCAAACUGAUCCUGUAACUGGACAACAGUGGACAACAUACAGUCUAAUGUUUAGGCAAUAGGAUAACACUGUCUUACACAUUAAGACGUGUCUAGUCUUAUGCUGGAAUAUUAUGAUUGUGUGAAAGCUUAUUCCAAAACUUUAAGUUUAUUAUUUUUCUUAAUUUUAUUUUUCAAAACUAUGACAAGCCUGUAUCUGAAAGUCCUUUUAAGGAUUGCGGUACAAGCUUUGAUUUUAACUUUUUCUUUCCUUUUUUCAUGUGUUAGAUUUUUAAUCUAGUGGUUGUAUGUAAUUAACAUUUUUAAAAAAAGUUCAUUGAAGAUUGUAAAGAUUAAUUUAUUUCCUAGUUAAAGGUGAAGUUAAUUUUUAUUUAAAAAAUCUUCUCUGAUAAUGAAGGCUCACCAAGGUGAAUUUUAUAUUUGAUGGUUUAUAAAUUAUUUUAAUGAUAAUUUUCAAAUGUUUGUUUAUUUUUUUAUAAAAGAUUUUAAUUUUUAAAAAUUUUAAUUAGAAACAUUCCAAAAAUAUAUAUUAUUCAAAAUUUAAAUAUAAAUUAUAACAUACCAAGAGUCUUAUUUUUAAAAAUAUUGUUGCUAAUUUAUCUUAAAUUUUACAAGUGGUAUCUUGCCACCUGUGAAAUAGGGAAAAUUUGUAUUUAAUUUUAAUAAAUCCAUCAUUAGUACAUAACAAUUAUCCUUUUUCAAAAAAAAAAAUUAAAAUUCUGAUGUUAAAUACAUAAAAUACCCUGUGAUUUUUUGUUAUAGAAUUUAUGCAACAGUAUUCAUGUGCUUUUUUUUCCCCAGUGUUUUUACAUUUUUAAUAAUAAGAUUUACACUUUUUAUGAUUCUAAUAUUAUUAACAAACUGCUGUGAUUUGAUAAAAUAAGGCAAUCUGAUGUCUCCAUUGGUAUUCCUUACCUAAGCAGCAAUUUUUUAUGCACCUUUUUGUAGUAUUAUUUUAACAAUAUAGCACAUUAAACAAUAACAAUCAAUAGAUGUUUAAAGAAACAAGAAUACAAACAGACAUACAUAUUUUUUCUCCUAAACCUUAGCAGAUAUGAAUACAUAUGUAUGAAUACAUAUAUAUAAAUACAUAACAAAAAUACAGAUAUUUAUAAUUAUAGUAGAUCAAUACAAAAUUACUAAUACAUAUAAUUUUGGACACAUAAAUCACUGCUUUUUUUAGAAAUAUUUCAAAACACAUUCAAUAUAUCAUAAACAUGUCUAGAACUACAACUAUUGGGUUGCUAAAUAACAAGUAUGUGAUGUAAAAACAAUUUAUUUUCUUUUUCACUAUACCUAAAUACAGGAAAUAAGAAUUCUUUACAAACAUUUGUAAAUGAAAAAAGGGCAAUACCAUCAUAGGACAUAUACAUAGCUGUUGCUUCUGUUAUGCAUUUAGGCCUACAUCCACAAUCAAACCUGGCCUAGUCAAAAUUAUAUAUUUAAUUAAAGUACUGUCAAGUACUGUAAAGAAACAGUCUCACUCUAAUUACUAAUCUGCUUCUAAACUGCUGAAUAAAAUGAAUAACGCUAUGAAUAUCUAUGUGUGCUAAUUUUAAAUAUACAUUUAUAAUUGAUUGUACAACUAGAAUAUCUGCUGACUUUAUGAGGGUUACUUAAAGUGUUUUUUUUUCUCUUUUAAUUAAUAACUUAAAUAAAUAUAAUUCAUGUUUAAUCUUAAUCUUAAAAGAACUCUUUGCUUUUUGUGAUCAAUUGUAAAAAAAAAAUAACUGAUACAACACUAGCAGUUUGAAAUUAUCAUUAAAAUGUUAAGAAAAAUCUAUUUCAUGAAUCGUUUCUUUAGGUAUGUAUAGAAGUUUUUACCAACAACUGAGGAAAAUUAAAGAUAAAUUGUGAUCAAA
Physella acuta is the source of this 4368-nucleotide messenger RNA. RefSeq names its product mucin-3A. Lineage: Eukaryota; Metazoa; Mollusca; Gastropoda; Physidae. Gene Ontology annotation, biological process: immune response; cell surface receptor signaling pathway. The record is from RefSeq and is a predicted model, not a curated record. Gene Ontology annotation, molecular function: transmembrane signaling receptor activity. Gene Ontology annotation, cellular component: external side of plasma membrane.